AUGAAGACCCGUUUAAUAUUCCUUUGGCUAUUGGCCUCAGCAUUUCCUGUGUCUGUCAAAGGCAAACGUCACGACAAACAUGAAGCUUUGUCCAAGUCCUCACACAUAGCUAAACAGAAGGACAUUGUUCCAAAUGAGGUCAAUGAGGGGGAGGUCCUGCCAACCUUCAUGACCUUUGAGUCUAGCAGUCAGGAGCAGGAGGACAUAAGCUACGAUGACAAUGGUAAUGUUAAUGUGGGUCCCUCCAAUGAGGGAGGGGUGUUUGAGGUGUCCGACAGUGGUGAGAGGAGCACCCCCGUCCUGCUGAGAGAUAAGGCACUGGUGGACCUCCUCCUGGGGGAGUCAGAGGAAGAAGAGGUGGAAGAGGUGGAGGAGGUGGAGGAGGAGGAGGAGGAAGAAGAAGAGGUGGGAGACUUGGAAAAGGAGGAGGAAGAUGAGGAGGUGGUAGAGGUGGAGGAGGAGGUGGAUGUGGAGGCAGAGAAAGAGGUGGAAAAUGUGAAGGUGAUGGCGGAUGAGGAGGAGUCAGUUGAGAAUGAGGAGAAGAGAGAGAAAGAGGACGAGGAGGAACAUGUGGUCGGGGACAGAGGAGUAGAGGAAGAGGUUCAAGUUGAAGAGACGGACAGCAACACCGAGCCUGAGAUUCCAGAGGAUCUGUACUACGCCAGCGACAGCGACAACACAGAGCCUCUUGAAACCGAGCUUGAGGAAGGGAAACCCCUCGCCGAAGACGCCAAGUUCCUUUCAAAUAAGAAAGUGGAGGCCGAGGUGGAGGAGAAAGAAGAACAAGCUAGCAAGAAUGACGAAAUCCCCACUGCCACUGAUGACUAUGAGUCCCAGCCAGACAUACAAGACGCCGAGUUCACUGAGAGCCAGGAAGUGCUCGGUCAGUACAAGUACGAUGCCCAAGAAAAGGGGACCAAUAAAAAAGACGCAGACACAGACACUGAACUCCAAGAGACAAAGAACAGUGUGGAUCUUGAUGGGACACAUCUUUCAGUAGAAGGGGGAGAAGAGAAGGAGGAGAAGAACAUAAACAAGAGUGCCAGUCACACCAGAGGCAAAGCCAGGAAGCAGAGGAAGAACCAGAGAGUGAGGAAGCACCCCCUACAGAGGGAUGAGGCCCCACCAGGAGAGGGAGUCCCAGACAACCAGGGGGAUGAGGGCGUGAAGGAGCACUACCGCACCACCGACAGUGCUGUAUACAAGCCCAAGAGGAGAAGAGCAGGGAAAUGGGCUCCUCUGGUGGGAAUGAACCCGGUCCAGAUCAGGGCGACAGUGGACCUCUACCCCAGCACCAGGCCCUCUUUGGAGGCCAGCCUAUACAGACCCCAAGCAUCCACUGCCGACCCUUGUGAGAACUUCCGUUGUAAACAUGGAAAGACCUGUAAACUCAACAAGGAGAAGAAGCCUGUGUGUGUGUGUCAUGAGCCUUCUGCCUGCCCACAGAGUGUCACUGACUAUGAUCAUGUAUGUGGAAGUGACAAUGUCACCUACACACCCUGUGAGUUCUUUGCCACUAAGUGCAACCUGGAAGGCACCAAGAGAGGCCAUAGACUUCACCUGGACUACACUGGAGUCUGCAAAUUCAUAGCACCCUGUAUGACUGGUGAACUGGUCCAGUUUCCUCUGCGUAUGCGCGACUGGCUGAAGAACGUCUUGCUGCAUCUCUAUGAACAUGACUCCAUGUCCCCUGGCUUCCUCACCCCCAAGCAACGCAUCCGAGUGAGAAAGAUCCACGAGAGUGAGAGGCGCCUCCAUGCCGGCGACCACCCCAUUGAGUUGCUGGCCCAGGACUUUGAGAAGAACUACAACAUGUACAUUUAUCCCGUGCACUGGCAGUUUGCUCAGAUGGACCAGCACCCGUCUGACAGGUUUCUGUCCCACUCUGAGCUGGCCCCCCUGAGGGUCCCGUUAGUCCCCAUGGAGCAUUGUACCUCCCGCUUCUUCCAGGAGUGUGAUGCAGACAAAGACAAACAGGUGUCCUUCAGGGAGUGGACCCACUGCUUCGGCAUCAAGGGUGAGGACAUGGAUGUCAACCUGCUCUUCUGAGUCCAAUCAGUACCUCAUCAAGCAACCAGCUUAAAUAAGCAUU
This is a messenger RNA of Oncorhynchus masou masou (cherry salmon), 2092 nucleotides long. RefSeq names its product SPARC-like protein 1. Lineage: Eukaryota; Metazoa; Chordata; Actinopteri; Salmoniformes; Salmonidae. The transcript has 10 exons. The coding region runs from base 1 to 2049 and encodes 682 amino acids. Gene Ontology annotation, molecular function: calcium ion binding; protein binding; extracellular matrix binding. The record is from RefSeq and is a predicted model, not a curated record. Gene Ontology annotation, biological process: anatomical structure development.